Colletotrichum siamense is the source of this 771-nucleotide messenger RNA. RefSeq names its product Pre-mRNA-splicing factor 38 (gene Prp38). The coding region runs from base 1 to 771 and encodes 256 amino acids. Lineage: Eukaryota; Fungi; Ascomycota; Sordariomycetes; Glomerellales; Glomerellaceae. The transcript has a single exon. Gene Ontology annotation, cellular component: precatalytic spliceosome. The record is from RefSeq and is a predicted model, not a curated record.
AUGAGCAAACCCGACACCAUCUACGCCGAUGAGCGGCGCUUCCUCGACGAGCGCGGCUCCUCCGCCUCCCUGGCCCCCAAUGGCGAGAAUCCGGCGACGAUCAUGGAGAAGGCUGUCCGCGAGCGCAUCAUCGACGCCUACUUCUACAAAGAGCAGUGCUUCGCCGUCAACGAGGCCGACAUCGUCGACCGCGUCGUCGAGCACGUCACCUUCAUCGGUGGUACCUACGGCGUAACUCAGAAGCCGACGCCGUUCCUGUGUCUGGCGUUCAAGCUCUUGCAGCUCGCGCCGUCGGACGAGAUCCUCGAGACGUACCUAGGCUUCGGCGGCGAGAAGUUCAAAUACUUGCGCGCGCUGGCCGUGUUCUACAUCCGGAUGACGAGGAAGGCGAAGGAUGUUUACCUGCUGCUGGAGCCGUUUCUGGAAGAUCGGAGGAAGUUGAGAAGAAAGGGACGCGCGGGGACGAGUCUGACGUACAUGGACGAGUUCGUGGACGAUUUGUUGACUAAGUCGAGAGUUUGCGCGACGAGUUUCAGGGAACUGCCCAAGAGGGUUGAUUUGGUGGACUUGGGAGAGUUGGAGGAGAGGAUCAGUCCGCUUGGUGAUAUUGAUGAGCUAUUAGAGGAGGCAGAGGAAGAGGAGAGGAGGGAAGCUAGUGAAGGCAGUCCAAGGGAGAACGGCGCUGAUGACUCUGAGGGAGAGGUGGUUGAAGACAGGAGAGGCAGCGGUGAACCGAUGGACGUGGAGAGGAGAUCACGGUCAAGGAGCUGA